GAUAACAACACUGUAGGACACAUCUAUCAGGUGACUGUGUGUGUGUUUGUGUGUGUCAAGGUUAUGGUCAGAGUCUAGAAUAAAUAUAACACGAUGAUAAAAUAGGAGUAGUAUAAUUACACACAAGCACAGCAAACACUACAAGCAGAAAUGUUGGAUGUAUUUUUUGGUAUGGAUCCUCUGAUUGUCGCCCUUGGCAUAUUAGGUUUGCUGUUUCUCCUAAAACUGCUGUAUGUCCCCAGCAACAGUCCUCCUGGACCUACCGGGUAUCCACUGGUGGGGAACUUUCCACUCUUUAUGUCUGGAAGCAAAACGAAAUUAUUUAAGCGGCUACGACAGACAUAUGGAGACGUGUUUAGUUUGCGGUUAGGUAGUAAACGAAUGGUGGUCAUCAACGGUUACAAGGCUCUGAAGGAGGCGUUUGUAAAGAAUGCUGAUGUGUUCUCAGAGAGGCCCCCGGACGUGUACACCUCCAAACGGACGAGUAAUGGCAAAGGUAUGGUCGAUAAUUCCGGGGAGACUUGGAAACAGACGCGGGCAUUUUCACUGCGUGCUAUGAAAGAUUUUGGUUUCGGAAAACGAUCUAUGGAAUCUAGGAUUCUGGAAGAGGUAUCCGUUUUUCUUGAAGUUUUGGAGAAAUCAUCUGGAGACGCUUUUGCAUUGGGAACGACCGCGCAGAUCAGUGUUUCGAACAUCAUAUGUAGCAUUUCCUUUGGUGAGAGAUAUGCACAUGAUGACGAGAUAUUCAAAACAUUAAUGCUGACGAUUGAUAACAUUGUUGAUGCGCUUUCCAAAGCUGCCAUCACAAAUUUCUUCCCAAUUCUACGAUAUUUUCCUGAUAAGUUGACUGGUGUUGAGGCGCUGAGUACGAAUUACCGAACUGUAAGAAGAUUCAUGCAAGAGCAGAUUGACAAACACCGGGCUACAUUUCAAAGGGACAAUAUCAGAGACUUUAUCGAUACCGUCAUAAAAGAACAAAUCGCUAAUGGCAAGACAGGGGUCUUGGAUGAUGAAAAUGUGGCGAUUGUGUUGUACAAUAUGUUUGUUGCUGGGACAGAGACAACAGCCACUACCAUUAAGUGGGCGAUUUUGUUUCUCAUUCACUUUCCAAACGUGCAGACCAAAUUACGUGACGAGGUUGAUGAUGUCAUUGGACCUUCACGAGCUCCGUCAAUGGAUGACAAAGCAGAAAUGCCAUACACUGAUGCAUUCAUCCAUGAGACUUUGAGGAUGAGUAACUUAGUCCCAUAUUCUCUGUUACAUGGAGUCAAAUGCAACACCACAUUUCAAGGGUACACAUUGCGUACUGACGACUAUAUAGUCCCUAACCUUGAAUCCGCUUCGUUCGACGAAUCCCUGUUUAUGGACCCUCAUACAUUCAACCCAGACAGAUUCAUCGGUGAAGACGGGAAACUCAACGGAAAAGAGCACUAUGUUCUCACAUUUUCGUUAGGAAGAAGAGUAUGCUUUGGUGAAAGUUUAGCAAGGAUGGAACUCUUCUUGUUCCUCACUUCAUUGGUGCAGCGAUUCAAUCUUCUCCCAGAAGAUGAUGUCAACCUACCUUCGCUGGAAUCGGUACCAGGCGUAGUUAAUCAUCCCCGAGAGUUCAAGUUCAGGGCUGUAAAGAUAAAAUAAGCAUGCAUCCAUAUAUACAAAUCAGUCAGAUAAUUAUAUCAUCACCAUACCAGCAAACAAUUAGGCAUGCUUUCGUUCUUUGUGUAAUGCGCUGUUAAAGAUUAAAGGUUAUACAUUAAUAAUGCUCUUUCAGUCAGUUUGGGUUGUUCAAUCUUAUUGAUAUGAUGUUUUGAGUUAAGGACUAAGACGGGUUCUUUAUUUUGAAAGAUGAUAAUAAUUUCAGAUAAUCAUACUACAUGUAUUUUAUAUUUCUUUGAAAUGUAACUAAAUUGAACAUAUUUCGUGACAUUUUAAUAAAUAUCAUUGAUGAUA
Molecule: messenger RNA, 1947 nt
Organism: Mizuhopecten yessoensis (Yesso scallop)
Lineage: Eukaryota; Metazoa; Mollusca; Bivalvia; Pectinida; Pectinidae
Product: cytochrome P450 2B4-like
Exons: 5
Coding region: 151-1635 (494 amino acids)
Biological process (GO): xenobiotic metabolic process
Cellular component (GO): intracellular membrane-bounded organelle; cytoplasm
Molecular function (GO): oxidoreductase activity, acting on paired donors, with incorporation or reduction of molecular oxygen, reduced flavin or flavoprotein as one donor, and incorporation of one atom of oxygen; iron ion binding; heme binding
Source: RefSeq, a predicted model, not a curated record